Saccharomyces cerevisiae S288C is the source of this 1521-nucleotide messenger RNA. It is a transcript of the gene RAD28, whose product is annotated as Rad28p. Gene Ontology annotation, cellular component: nucleus. Gene Ontology annotation, biological process: transcription-coupled nucleotide-excision repair. Bases 1 to 1521 code for a protein of 506 amino acids. The record is from RefSeq and is marked reviewed. NCBI's taxonomy places the organism in Eukaryota, Fungi, Ascomycota, Saccharomycetes, Saccharomycetales, Saccharomycetaceae. The transcript has a single exon.
AUGGAUCCAUUUUUAGAGUUCAGAGUAGGCAAUAUCUCAUUAAAUGAAUUUUAUAGAAGAACUAUUCAAAGCGAAUUUGAGAGGAUCCUUGAAGAUCCCCUAUCAAAUAUGAAAAACUACAGAUUUAGUAAACAAUCAAACUAUAGUACAAAAGAAAAAACACCGUUAAGUAUAGGUGUUAACUGUCUUGAUAUUGAUGAUACUGGUCAAGUGUUAUUAGGAGGUGGAGAUGAUGGGUCACUUUCCAUUUGGGGUUUAGAUGAAUCAUUGCACCGCAAUGAUGAAGGUGAACAGGAAUUGAUCAAUAAAAGGCUAAACUAUAUCAAGCGACAGCCUCACCAAUCAGAUGAUGAGCCUGCUCAAAUAAUGGGUUAUAAAAAUAAAAGAACACGAAUAAACGACAACAACACUAUGAGACUGGUGCACAGUUUUCAAACACAGAGAAACAAAUAUCGAAUGUAUAGACAGUCUAGUGCUGCAGUUCCAGUUCAAAGAUCACACAUAUCAAAUAAAACGGAUUCUCCUAUCGGGUUUAGUGAGACACUAUCUGAAACAGAUUCAGAAGCUUCCAUAUCUCACCAUAAAUAUGGUAUAACAACUUUGAAGUGGUAUAAGGCUGAUAAUGGGAUGUUUUUUACUGGCUCAAAUGAUAAAACUGUAAAAAUAUGGGACACAAACAGGUUUGAAGCGGUUCAAGAUAUAAACCUGGGGUAUAAAAUAAAUCAAAUUGAUAAUAACGUUGUCGACGACAGUUCUUUGCUUGUAGUGGCAAGUGAAGACUACUAUCCAAGAUUAAUUGACCUGAGAACCAUGAAUUCAGGGGUAACUGCGCUUGGAAUGGGAAAUCAAACACGAAUGCAAUCAGAAAUUUUAUGCUGCAAAUUUAACCCCGUCAGGGAACAGAUUAUUGCUUGUGGUGACAUGGAGGGUGGGGUAAAAUUAUGGGAUCUAAGAAUGAGGAACAGACUGUAUUCAGAAUUGAAAAGAAAUAAAAAUAGGUUCAAGACUAUAAAUAACGAUGAUAAUGACGAUCAAAGCGAUGUCUAUUUCAGCUCUAACCAAUCAAAAGCCCAUCUGAGAUGUUGCAGUGACAUUGUUUGGAAUAGUGAGGGUUCAGAGCUAUGUUCAGUCGGCAUGGAUGGAAAACUGAAUGUUUGGAGGCCAUUUACGGAAAUUCUGCAACCAGAAGGUCUAGCUAGUUAUUCCCAGUUGGGAACACAAGACCUGAGCCGUAUCAAAUACAAAAAAAGAGUAUCUCGAAGGUUGCUUUGGUUUGACAAGUUUUUACUGUGUAUUACUGACAAUGGUGAAGUAGAAAUAUACAAUACGGAGGAAAAAAAACUUUGGAACAAGCUCGAAUACCCAAUGGUUAAUCAGGUAAAAAAAAAUCAGGCUUCGCAUUGUCAGUUUAGUUCCAUGAUUGUGCAAACAAAUAUAAUGAAUUCAGUUGGCCUCAAAUUGUUCUUUGGAACUAACAACAACACCGUUAGCGACGGCGGAUCCAUCUUUGAAUGUUCAUAA